Molecule: messenger RNA, 1236 nt
Organism: Diversispora eburnea
Lineage: Eukaryota; Fungi; Glomeromycota; Glomeromycetes; Diversisporales; Diversisporaceae
Source: the annotation of a GenBank genome assembly
AUGCCAUUGCGACUUUGCAAGGCCGAAAUAUUACAGAAUAACGGGAAAUUUCAAACUUUAUUACAUGUUCGAAAUGUCCGAUGUUAUUAUCCUUUAAAAAUAUUUCCAUUUAAUAGUUAUUCAACUUUUAAAAACGAAACUAUAAAAUCUAAUUCUAAAGUAAAGAAUGAAGUCUUUAGAGAUCCUGUCGGCUCACCUCAAUCAAAUAUAACAGAAAAGAUUGGUAUGAUUGAUGUUUCAGCACAUCGACCCAUAUCUUCGUUUCGAAAUUCAAUAAUAAUAUUCAAAGAUACUAUUCGAAAUUCUAUCAUAAUAACCAAAUUACGCGAACAACCAUUAGUUAAAAGAAUAAGAAACACAAAUUUUCAAGAUAUUAUUCAACGUGUACUCGUCAGGGUUUCCCGAUUCUUAAACGAAAUUACUGGAUAUUCUGCAGUGGAAAAAAUGAAAGAACAGGUGGCGCAACAAGAAAAUGAUUUUAAAGCCACACGAAAACGUCAGGCGGAAGCAAAAAUUGCCUACGAGAAGGCAAUUGACGCACGAUCCAAUACUCAACGCGAAAUUAAUGGAAUACUUCAACGUAAAACCCAAUGGUCAGGUGACGAUGUGGCCAGGAUUACUCAACUUUAUAAAGAUGAACAUGAAAAUAUGCAAAAGGAAAUUUCUGCGAAGGAAGAAUUCACUAAAUGUGAAAGACAAGUUGAACAAGAAUUUACGGAUCUAAGUAAGUCAAUGAUGGUACGAUAUCAUGAGGAACAACUUUGGAGUGAUAAAAUUCGUAGUGCAUCUAAUAUUCUUGCAAGUUCUAUAGUAAUAUUUAAUGUAAUAUUCUUUUUGGGAAUGCAAACAUUUGUUGAAUCAAGGAGAAGAAAGAAAUUAGUUGAUAGAUUUGAGAGUUUACUUAUUAAACAAACACAAGAAAGAGAUGAAAAAUUAGAUAACGGAAUUAUUCAACCAUCAACGAAAAAUUUUGAAAUAUUAAAUAAGAAAAUGGAUAACUUAUUACAAAUUUCAACGACGGGUUUACAUGAUAAUUUAUCAAUGGUGGAAGGAUCAACGAAACUUAAAUCUUUUAUGGAUGAUUUUGAAAAACCUUUAGAUGAUAAUCAACGUACAAAAAAACCAAUUGAACUAACUAGAGAUGAAUUUGACAAUAUUAUACUUAUAUCAACUCUCUUAGGGGCAUCUAUAGGAUUACUUAUUGGUGUUAUGGCAAAUGAAAUAUUCAAUAGAUGA